Molecule: messenger RNA, 842 nt
Organism: Coregonus clupeaformis (lake whitefish)
Lineage: Eukaryota; Metazoa; Chordata; Actinopteri; Salmoniformes; Salmonidae
Gene: fhit
Product: fragile histidine triad diadenosine triphosphatase
Exons: 9
Coding region: 240-704 (154 amino acids)
Biological process (GO): negative regulation of proteasomal ubiquitin-dependent protein catabolic process; intrinsic apoptotic signaling pathway by p53 class mediator; diadenosine triphosphate catabolic process
Cellular component (GO): plasma membrane; cytoplasm; nucleus
Molecular function (GO): ubiquitin protein ligase binding; bis(5'-adenosyl)-triphosphatase activity
Source: RefSeq, a predicted model, not a curated record
AGAUCAUUGGGGUUAUCAAGACUGUCUCAUACACGGAAGGUAAAGAAAAGCGAGGUAGAAGAUCAGAGAGGAGUUCACACUGCAUCAAGUCAAAUAGCUGUGAUCUGCUCUGGAGUCCAGGUCCACUUAAAGACAGCCUCCAUCUGUCCUUCUAUCCCUCCUUCCAUCCAUCCCUUCUCUAAUUACCAGACCCUGGGACCGUGAGAAGCAGGCGAGGUUGAAGGCCUGCAGUCAUCACCAUGUCCGUCACCAUGUCUACGUUCCGUUUUGGACAGCACGUCAUCAAGGCCUCAGCAGUGUUUCUGCAAACUGAGUUGUCCUUCGCCCUGGUCAACAGGAAGCCUGUGGUGCCUGGACAUGUGUUGGUGUGUCCUCUGCGGCCCGUUGAGCGUUUCCGAGACUUGCGUCCUGAUGAGGUGGCUGACCUCUUCACCACUACCCAGAGAGUGGCUGACCUGGUGGAGAAACACUUCCAGGCUUCCUCCCUCACCAUCGCCAUACAGGAUGGCCCUGAAGCCGGACAAACUGUGAAGCAUGUUCACGUGCACGUCCUCCCCAGGAAGGCAGGUGACUUUGAGAGAAAUGACAAUGUCUAUGAUGAGCUCCAGAAACAUGACCGUGAGAAUGAGGACGUCCCUUCCAGGUGGAGAACAGAGGAGGAGAUGGCAGCAGAGGCUUCUGAUCUGAGGAAACAAUUCAGCUAAACUGUCCGAUCCAGAAUCUCUAUAACGACAACUUACAAAGUUUCAAGUGAUUGUGAAGUGGAUAAUUCUUCAGUUGGCACUGUUGUUGAAAAAAGUAUUUUGAACUGAACUAAUGUGGUUGAUUAAAUUUCAUACCUA